This is a messenger RNA of Triticum turgidum subsp. durum (durum wheat), 1635 nucleotides long. The record is from the annotation of a GenBank genome assembly. NCBI's taxonomy places the organism in Eukaryota, Viridiplantae, Streptophyta, Magnoliopsida, Poales, Poaceae.
AUGAACACUCGAGCACCCGCAGUGCUUGCAUAUCGAUCGAACGCAACAAUGCACCUCGUCGCCAUGGACAUCCCUCUCCCGUUGCUCCUCUCCACCUUGGCCGUUGCCGUGGGCGUAUGCUAUGUGCUGGCCACCUUCUUCCGCGCCGACAAGGGGCGCGCGCCGCUGCCGCCGGGGCCGAGGGGCUGGCCGGUGCUCGGGAACCUCCCGCAGCUCGGCGGCAAGACGCACCAGACCAUGCACGAGAUGUCCAAGGUGUACGGGCCCGUGCUCCGGCUCCGGUUCGGCAGCUCCGUCGUCGUGGUGGCCGGGUCGGCGGGCGCGGCCGAGCAGUUCCUCCGCACCCACGACGCCAAGUUCAGCAGCCGCCCGCCCAACUCCGGCGGCGAGCACAUGGCGUACAACUACCAGGACGUGGUGUUCGCGCCCUACGGCCCCCGGUGGCGCGCGAUGAGGAAGGUGUGCGCCGUGAACCUCUUCUCGGCCCGCGCGCUCGACGACCUCCGCGGGUUCCGCGAGCGGGAGGCCGCGCUCAUGGUGAGGUCCCUCGUUGAUGCCGCUGCUACCGGCGGGGUGGUGGCGGUCGGCAAGGCGGCGAACGUGUGCACGACCAACGCUCUCUCGCGGGCGGCGGUGGGGCUCCGGGUGUUCGCCGCGGCCGGCGCCGAGCUUGGCGCCAAGGAGUUCAAGGAGAUCGUGCUGGAGGUGAUGGAGGUGGGCGGCGUGCUCAACGUCGGGGACUUCGUGCCGGCUCUCCGGUGGCUCGACCCGCAGGGUGUUGUUGCCAGGUUGAAGAAACUGCACCGCCGGUUCGACGCCAUGAUGAACGGGAUCAUCGCCGAGAGAAGGGCCGGAGGUAGCACGGCCGGCGAGGAGAAGGAAGGUAAGGACCUGCUCGGCUUGCUGCUCGCCAUGGUGCAGGAAGACAAGUCCCUCACCGGCGGCGAGGAGGACAGGAUCACGGACACGGACGUCAAGGCGCUCAUACUGAACUUGUUCGUGGCGGGCACGGAGACGACGUCGACGAUAGUGGAGUGGGCGGUGGCGGAGCUGAUCCGGCACCCGGACAUGCUGAAGCGGGCGCAGGAGGAGAUGGACGCCGUCGUGGGCCGGGACAGGCUCGUCUCGGAGUCCGACCUGCCGCGCCUCACGUUCCUGAACGCGGUCAUCAAGGAGACCUUCCGGCUGCACCCGUCGACGCCGCUCUCGCUGCCGCGGAUGGCCUCCGAGGAGUGCGAGGUCGCCGGCUACCGCAUCCCCAAGGGCACGGAGCUGCUGGUCAACGUGUGGGGCAUCGCCCGCGACCCGGCCCUGUGGCCCGACCCGCUCGAGUUCCGGCCCGCCCGGUUCCUCCCGGGAGGGACCCACGCCGACGUCGACGUCAAGGGGGGCGACUUCGGGCUGAUCCCGUUCGGGGCCGGCCGGCGGAUCUGCGCGGGCCUCAGCUGGGGCCUGCGGGUGGUCACCGUGACGGCGGCCACGCUCGUGCACUCGUUCGACUGGGAGCUGCCGGCGGGCCAGACGCCCGACAAGCUCAACAUGGAGGAGGCCUUCUCUCUGCUGCUGCAGCGGGCCGUGCCGCUGAUGGCCCACCCGGUGCCCAGGCUGCUCCCGUCGGCGUACGAAAUUGCAUAA